Tarenaya hassleriana is the source of this 564-nucleotide messenger RNA. Its product is annotated as auxin-responsive protein SAUR21-like. Bases 109 to 375 code for a protein of 88 amino acids. NCBI's taxonomy places the organism in Eukaryota, Viridiplantae, Streptophyta, Magnoliopsida, Brassicales, Cleomaceae. The record is from RefSeq and is a predicted model, not a curated record. The transcript has a single exon. Gene Ontology annotation, biological process: response to auxin.
GAACACAACCAUCUCUUCCAAACCAAUAUAGAAAAAAAACUCCAUCUUUUCCAAAACCCAUCUGCAGAAGAAGCACUAUAACCAGACAUUUUCUGACCAAUAAAAAAAAUGGCUCUGAUGAGAGGCCUCAUGGGUGCAAAGAAGAUCCUAAGCAGAGGAGCUUCUGCUCCAAAGGGAUUCCUUGCUGUAUAUGUGGGGGAGAGCAAGAGAACGAGGUAUUUGGUCCCGAUUUCGUACUUGAAUCAGCCCGCAUUUCAAGCUCUGCUUAGUAAAGCAGAAGAAGAGUUCGGUUUCGAUCAUCCGACUGGCGGCUUGAUGAUCCCUUGUCCGGAAGCCCUUUUCAUGGAUGUAACUUCCCGGCUCGGAGGAAGAUGACCCUGAGGAAACAUGAACGUUUUUUCUUUUUUUUUCCCCGAUGUAAAGACGGAGAAUUAGAUGUAAAUAGAUACACACUUCUUUCUCAUAUCUACAUAUGGAUACCGCUUUUUGUGUAACAGAAGAGAGUGUCAACACAGAGUACAGAGAUUGUAUUUUAUGAGUUCACUUCCUAACAAGUAUUCGACA